UCGAUCCCCGGGCACGGCAAAAGAUGCAUUUCUACGUGUCGGAUCGAGUGCUCCUGCUGUUUAGCUGCUGGAAUGUCCACUCUUUAACAGGAAUGCUUCUGACUAUGAUGGUCAUUCUGCUCAUUGCCACGGUUUACGAAAUCUUAAAAGUUCUGACAGUGAAACUGGACAAGAAAGCCCUGGACCUCAUAACACCCACACCCCUCACAGCAGAGGAAGUGACAGAAACAGCGCCUAACAAUUCAGCGAGGAACAGCAGCUCGAGACAAAGGUGGAUACGGCUGCACUCUUCCCAGUCACUUCUACAUAUCGUCCAAGUUGCGAUCAGUUACUUGCUGAUGCUCUGCGCCAUGUCCUACAACGUGUGGGUUUUCCUGAGCAUUGUGGUGGGGGCUGGAAUCGGCUACUUCUUGGCUUACCCACUGAUCAACAGGUGCUGACUCGCGAAAGAAGAUUAUAUAUUGUUUAAAAAAACGUCAGGAGACUCCAAAGCACAAGUUGGUGGUCAACAACUGGACAGGAAUCAUUAUCUCCUCUAAGCCUUCGAGACAGAAGGGAAAUGAUGCACUCAAUGUUAAAAAAAAGAUUUGUUAACGACGCACAAAAGAAGCACGGUUAUAAUAAGCUGUCUGACAAGCUCUUCACCCAUGUGCCUUUCCUUGUGUGUGUGUGUGGAUGUUAACAUGCUCUUUGGCUCAAAGCAGUCAAUGGCUGCAAUUCACAGAAACCGAGUGGCUUCAUUUAUCCAUCAGAACUGGAACGUUCUUUGUCAAACCAAAAAGAAAAAACUACUUAUUGAUUUAGAAAAACAAAUAACAUACGCUUGUUUAAUACUUUGCCAAGUUUAAAAGUCCUAUAUGGGUAUUGUGGAAGGCGUGUAUUAGGCCAACUCAGAGCUACUCAUGUCGGGGACUUUGAGCUCACAGUCUAGGCUGACACAGUGAAGCUUCAUCUCAGGCCAAAUGUUACAAUGGGAAGGACAACCAACAAAAGAGUUAAAAUUCCUUCCAUUCCUCAAGACCAGCAUCUAACGAAUGACUCAAAUGCCAGUGUCAGCCGUAGAAUGAACUGUACAUAAACACACAUACAGUGCACGUAAGAAAUCAAGAAAAGAAUUGAUUAUAUCAUGUACCAUCCUCUCGGCGAUGUCUUGAUGCUGAACCAAAUUGCAAUGAUUGUUAUUGUGUAAUUGUGCCAAGCAUUCUUGCUAUUUUCUCUCUUAGUUUAAUCUUUCACUGGGUGAACAGUAUUGCUUUGCUGGUGAAUUCCAGGCAUUGCAUGGAGUGGAACUGUAGGUCAGAGAAGCAGCUUACAAUCCUCCAAUUGUUACUGAGCGGAGAUCAGCUCCCGGCUCCCUCCUCUCCCCUUCCCCUUUACCUCCUCGAUAAUAGUGGAAUCUGUCCAAACUGACCUCAGCAACACCUUAUCAUCUCGGUAUCUUUCAGUCUCUGCGACUUCCUCCUGGCAGCGAAUUCCCACAGCUAAAGCCAUGACUGCAUUUAUUCCAGAUAUACAUCACACAUGACUGUCCUACACAUUACUACAUACCAGACAGACAUCGAGCCAAUCCCGUGUCUAUAGCCCCAGACAGGCCCCAAAAGGCACUUUGUGUACAUUUGCAUCUUCCCACGAAGCUGUUAAGCAAAACAGCUUUGUCUAUUUAAUGUUCAUUUCGAAUUUUGACUUGCGAAUGAGCUUUUUAAAGUAAUAAAAGGGUAUUAAACGGUACUGACUUUAACCCUCGCCAUGCCGAAUGGAAUAAACUGCAACUUGCAAUCUCUUUGGGAAACCUUUCCCGGUUUGAGAGAGCGCGAGAGAGAGCAGAUAUGGGGCUCAUUUGGCUCGAAAUCACAUGCAAAUGACCCGAAAAAUGUGUUUCAUUCCAAUUUCCACCACAUACGUAAAUGGAUUUUGCCAGAAACAUUUACACGCAGAGGAAGAAUCUGCUCCUUUAAUGCUGCUUUAUGAAAAGAACAUUGCACCUCCAAGUGUGGGUGUAAUUGCAUUGUCGGAGGACCAAUAAUCCCCCUUUCUUUCGCUGGCGGUCUGGGAAAAUAAAACAUUUUAUAUUAAAGUUUUAAAAUGAUUAUAAA
Molecule: messenger RNA, 2093 nt
Organism: Callorhinchus milii (elephant shark)
Lineage: Eukaryota; Metazoa; Chordata; Chondrichthyes; Chimaeriformes; Callorhinchidae
Gene: slc31a2
Product: solute carrier family 31 member 2
Exons: 4
Coding region: 24-440 (138 amino acids)
Biological process (GO): copper ion transmembrane transport
Cellular component (GO): membrane
Molecular function (GO): copper ion transmembrane transporter activity
Source: RefSeq, a predicted model, not a curated record